Molecule: messenger RNA, 2143 nt
Organism: Engraulis encrasicolus (European anchovy)
Lineage: Eukaryota; Metazoa; Chordata; Actinopteri; Clupeiformes; Engraulidae
Product: tubulin beta chain
Exons: 5
Coding region: 123-1454 (443 amino acids)
Biological process (GO): microtubule cytoskeleton organization; mitotic cell cycle
Cellular component (GO): cytoplasm; microtubule
Molecular function (GO): GTP binding; GTPase activity; structural constituent of cytoskeleton
Source: RefSeq, a predicted model, not a curated record
CAUCUGGCAUCUGCACAUCUUUAAAGUGGUCAGUGGGUCAACGGCGUGGGCGCGGUGGUCUCUCCAGUCACACAUAAUCAUCUCAGCGUCUCAACUACAACUUUGUACGCACUCGUGUCAAAAUGAGGGAGAUUGUGCACAUUCAGGCUGGACAGUGCGGCAACCAGAUUGGAGCCAAGUUCUGGGAGGUGAUCAGUGAUGAGCAUGGCAUCGACCCGACGGGAACCUACCACGGUGACAGUGACCUGCAGCUGGACCGCAUCAGCGUCUACUACAAUGAAGCCACAGGUGGAAAGUACGUGCCCAGAGCCAUCCUGGUGGACCUGGAACCAGGUACCAUGGACUCCGUCAGGUCCGGACCCUUCGGACAGAUCUUCAGACCCGACAACUUUGUCUUUGGUCAGAGCGGGGCCGGAAAUAACUGGGCCAAGGGCCACUACACGGAGGGGGCGGAGCUGGUCGACUCGGUGCUGGAUGUGGUGAGGAAGGAGGCAGAGAGCUGCGACUGCCUGCAGGGCUUCCAGCUGACCCACUCCCUGGGUGGCGGCACCGGCUCGGGCAUGGGCACCCUGCUCAUCAGCAAGAUCCGUGAGGAGUACCCCGACCGCAUCAUGAACACCUUCAGCGUGGUGCCCUCUCCCAAGGUGUCCGACACGGUGGUGGAGCCCUACAACGCCACCCUCUCCGUGCAUCAGCUUGUGGAAAACACAGACGAGACAUACUGCAUCGACAACGAGGCACUGUACGACAUCUGCUUCCGCACGCUGAAGCUGACCACGCCCACGUACGGCGACCUCAACCACCUGGUGUCGGCCACCAUGAGCGGCGUCACCACCUGCCUCCGCUUCCCCGGGCAGCUCAACGCCGACCUCCGCAAGCUGGCCGUCAACAUGGUGCCCUUCCCCCGCCUGCACUUCUUCAUGCCCGGCUUUGCUCCCCUGACCAGCAGGGGGAGCCAGCAGUACCGUGCCCUCACCGUGCCCGAGCUGACCCAGCAGGUGUUUGACGCCAAGAACAUGAUGGCUGCCUGCGACCCCCGCCACGGACGCUACCUGACUGUGGCCGCCGUCUUCCGUGGUCGCAUGUCCAUGAAGGAGGUGGACGAGCAGAUGCUGAAUGUCCAGAACAAGAACAGCAGCUACUUCGUGGAAUGGAUCCCCAACAACGUGAAGACGGCCGUCUGCGACAUCCCGCCCAGGGGGCUCAAGAUGGCCGUCACCUUCAUCGGCAACAGCACGGCCAUCCAGGAGCUGUUCAAGCGCAUCUCUGAGCAGUUCACCGCCAUGUUCCGGCGCAAAGCCUUCCUCCAUUGGUACACCGGUGAGGGCAUGGACGAAAUGGAGUUCACCGAGGCCGAGAGCAACAUGAACGACCUGGUGUCCGAGUACCAGCAGUACCAAGACGCCACGGCGGAGGAGGAGGGCGAGUUCGAGGAGGAGGUGGAGGAGGAUUAGAGAGGUAUCCAAAUGAUUUGGAGGAAAGGAAAAUGAUGGGGUGGGAAUGGAGGAAGAAAAAAACAACAAAAAUACGUAAUAAGAGACCAUGCCAAAUUGAUUUAAGUUAUUUGUUAAAAUUGUGUUUAUUGUGUUGAUGUGGGAUACCAAUGUGAAUUGAGCCAAACUGUUGUCAUGGAGGAAAUCAGUGAGUGACAUCAGAAUGUGAUCUAGAAAGUUUGAAUGAAUGUAGAAUGGAAAUCAGUGAGGAACAGAAAAUGUGUUAACCUAAUGACCAAAACCAAUGACAGGCAAACACGAGACCAGUAUAAGAGAUACUUUUGUUGUUGGCACCUAAUGUAACUAAUGCCUGCAUUUGAUUAGAACGUAGAAGUAAGAGUGGUAUACUAAGGGCAGCGAUAGAACAGAAGGAAGAAUUUCCAUUAACCUUUUUUUUUGUAAUUUUUCUGUGGUUCUUCUACUUUUGUACUUUUCUAUGUUUCUUAACUUUUAGAUGUCUGUUUCUGUCAUUUUCCAAGCACCUAAGGUCAAAGGUGAUCAGUUGACCAUGCCGUACAUGCAUACAGUGUCAUGUCCUUUGACAUCUCAGUCAGCACAGCAGACGUACUGUACAUGGCACUGACAUUCCCAAAGGGCUGAAGAGGAGCGGCACAAGAGCCGCACAGAUGUGUAAUACAAAAAAAACAACA